Recurvomyces mirabilis is the source of this 4416-nucleotide messenger RNA. RefSeq names its product RNA polymerase II transcription elongation factor SpEAF (gene eaf1). Gene Ontology annotation, molecular function: chromatin binding. Bases 1 to 4416 code for a protein of 1471 amino acids. The transcript is spliced from 3 exons. NCBI's taxonomy places the organism in Eukaryota, Fungi, Ascomycota, Dothideomycetes, Mycosphaerellales, Teratosphaeriaceae. Gene Ontology annotation, biological process: DNA repair. The record is from RefSeq and is a predicted model, not a curated record. Gene Ontology annotation, cellular component: NuA4 histone acetyltransferase complex.
AUGUCCUCAUUAUUGGAUGUGACUUUUCGAGACGAUGAGUCCAACCAGCGCAAGAGCGAGAUAGCCUCCAUCACCCGGGCGCAUCAUGAAUGUGUUCGCGACCUGCACGCAGUUACCAGACUGCUCACAAACAAUACUGGCCUGUCCGAAUUGCUAACAAUACUCAACAAUAUCAACGACAGUACGACAAUACCUCCGGCCACCAACAACGACUUUCUGCAAUCGAACACUCUCCUAACCGGACGUCACUUCGACGAGACCACCCUUCCAUUUCCCACCAUACCACACCAUGACACCUCCAUAUAUGCAUCGGAACCCAAUAGACCUUCGACGCAACCUCCCCAGCUGGCUCACGCAAGCACCAGCAUUGAUGGGCUUGCUACUAAAGCCACCUUGACCUCGUCUGCCGCGCCCGCGAGACCUAUGGCUGCCUAUGGCCGACCGAAAGCUGCAGACGGCGAGCGAGAAGGGAGAGAUCAGUCUGUGGGGAAGUCUGCUGAGCGCGACAUUGAGAGGAGGACUGAAGCCAUCUCGCCCGCGCUGGCUGCACCACCGACUGCAGAGGACGAAGCAAACCUGUCGCCUGCUACGAAAGAUCAUCUUCGCUCAGCAUCGCCGGAGCGACCGGCCAAGACCGUCCAUCUUCCGCCCGAGGACGUACAAGAAGCACAUCUCCGCGAACGGCAUGAAGCAGAGGAGGAAGCACGUUCUCGGUCUGACGGUGACAAGCCGGGUCGGCCGUCGCAUCUUCUUGCAGAGGCGGCUUCCUCACCAUCCUCAACUAUUGGCGCCUACUCCGCGACGACGCCCAUGCCACCACAAGACUCACCAGACACUUCGCCAGACUCCGAGAUGGCUGAUGAAGCGAUGUUGCCGCCUCCAAAAGACUUGAGACCCUCGCCAGAGCAACGGCGUACCAGGGAGGAACACGAUCGGCUUCUAGAGGCGCAGAAGGACAUCGCUCGGAGGGAGGCGUUCGGUGCUCCAACGCCGGAUGAUCAGCUGAACUUCGAAGCUCGAGAAGCCGCCGCGCGCGACGCUGAAGAGAAGCAAGCACGAGAUGCUAACGGUAGUCUUGACGUGAAGCACGCUCGGAGCGCGAGUGAGCUAGGGGUGGACGAAGUACUUGAUGUACUGGAGCAAGAUAACAUGGCUCCCUCUCAGCUACCGAUCACGCCUGCGGCAAGUCACGACGAGAAAACACCAGCACCUGGGCCAAAGGCUGUCCAGCGAGUAAGCUCAUCAGCGGUGGAGAAUGAUGGCGACAACAUUACCGUUACCCCUCGGAGUAGACUGCCUCCUCUGGACACGACCCGUGGGGAGGAGCCACGAACACUUGGUUAUUCUGUCAACCGGCCAGCUCGACGCAGUUCCGCUCUAGUGAACAUGGAUGACAUUGCAGGAGCGGAGCCACAGUCAAGUCGUAGCCUUACUACGCCAGACCUUGUAUCCCCCAUGACUGUGAGGUAUCCUCGCCGUGACGUUAACGCGACGCCUGCUGCGAUCAUGCAGACACCUUACAAAACACCUCGUGCUUCAGCUGAACACGACUCGGACACGACCUCUAGGUCGAUACGCGAUCUCGCACCGCUGAAAGGCGCGGCUGAAGACACUGAAAGAGACUACUUGGAGCCUUUAUUCCGCAUACAGGCGCAUGACUCGCCCAAUUCGCAGACUAAACCCCUACCAGAACUAGUGAAGUCGGCCCAAAAGUACCUUUCGACUGAAGACCAAUUCACUACGUUGCAUGAACGUAUGGACUAUCGUAUCCUCCGCCGAAUAUAUCAACUGCAGAACGCGAACAAGUGGUCUCUACGUCAAAUGGAAAAGACUACUGAACCUGAUACGAUGCCAACGCACAUGGAUCACCUGACGGCGGAGAUGAAGUGGAUGCGAAAAGACUUCAAGGCUGAGCGCAAGAUGAAGAAAAGUGUAUGCGCGUGGCUUGCCAAAUCGUGCUCGGAGUGGCUAUCCGCAUCCGCAGAAGCAAGGAGGAAUAUGCAAGUGAAGGUCCGACCUGCGAAGCAUGUCCGUGAGGAGCCGACGAUUGAUGUAGUGCCGGACCUUGACAACUCAGGCGAGUCUGCACCGGAGGACGAUCUACCGCCAGUCUCACAGGUCGGUCUCCCGAGGAAUCUUGUGGUUGCACCAGAGCUCAAAGGACUGGUCUGCGGCUUGCACAAGACUGGAAAGCUGGGUAAAGCUUUGCAAGGUCUGCCUGUCGUUAGCUUCAAGCCUGAGUCAUGCAACUUCAAUCCGACAUCGAUUAACGAAGUGUCAAAGCUUGUUGCUGGAAAGCUUUUGCCGGCCGCAGCGGGUCCACUGCGGAAGCGCAGCCGAUAUGACUACGCAGACGAUGCAGAAGUAAUAGACGAUGAACCAGACUCGAAGCGGCAACGACCCGACAGAGAUCUCGCGCCGGAGGACCAAGAGGCUGCUCUCUUCCAUCCCGAGAACAAACCUAUACGCGACCGUCUACACGCCAAUAAUGCUUUCCGUCCGCCAUCUGAGUUUGUCAUGCCUGCAACAUCCUUCUAUGAGUUCCGAAACGGAUCCCAGUGGAUAUGGGAAGACGACCAGAAGCUCAGGAAGCUUGCCAAAGAAUACACCUUCAACUGGUCGUUGAUUGCCGAUGAGAUGACUCUGCCCACACGGUAUAAGAGCUCGGCGGAGCGCAGAACGCCAUGGGAGUGUUUUGAACGCUGGGUAGAAUUAGAGACGUUGCCAGCAGAAAUGCGCAAGACGAUGUACUUCAAGACUUGGUUCCAGCGGCUUGAGCAAAGUCAACAGGCUGCCGACAGACGCUACCAAGCCUCAGUCGCGGCAAUCCAGGCACAAGCACAGAGUGGCCAACAAGUGCAUGUGCCGCAACGCAGGCGUACAAUACCGACCCGCGUCGAGAAGCGCAAGAGCACGCGGUAUUUGUGGCUGGUUGAUGCGAUGCGGAAGCUUGCGAAGAAGCGUGAGAAUAAUGCUUAUAAGCAAGCUGAAGCGCAACGCGCCGCUGCUCAACGCAAGUCUGCAAACGAAGGCAAUACCCAACCUCGAAAUGGUCCCAGAUUGACCCCACAAGAGUUCAGCCAGAAGCGACAAGAACGCGACAUGCAGAUUGCUGAAGCUCAAAGACAACAUCGUACCAAGAUGAUGGAGGCUCAGCAACGACAACUAAUGCAGGCACGAGCAGCUCAUCAGCAAGGUGUGGCGGGUCAACAGCGUCCUGGCACGGCUGUACCACCACAACCCGCGCAAAUGCAAGCUCAGGGUCAACCUCAACCGAACAUGAACGGCCAGUUCCCUCAGCAAGCUCGACCACCACUCCCUAUGGCUACUAGAAAUGGUCAUCUUGCUGUGCCACAGGUCAAUGCACAGGGCAUCCCUCAAGCUCAGAUGCAGACCGUGAACCACAUGACGCCACAACAGCAACAGCAAAUGGCGCGCAUCGCACACGCUAACGCCCAGCGAAAUGCACAGUACGGAACCCAGCCGUACCAGAUGCCCACGAACGGACAGAUGGCGAGCCCUGGAAGUAAUAUGACCACCGCUCAGCAGCUGCAACAUAAUCAGGCUCUGCUACAGCAGAUGAGUGCACAGCAACAGCAACUCCCUCAAAAUCAGCCCACGCCACAAACGAAUGGGCAUCAGCAAAUGUCCAACUCGCCGAGCAUGCCGCCACCACCAACGCCGCACAAUCAGCAGCAACAGCCUGGACAGCUCUCUUCUGGGCACGUUCCGGCACUCAUUGCUAUCAAGAACAACCUACGAGCUAAACAUCCACAUCUGUCAGACGACCAGUUGACACGAGCUGCGACCGAUGCUCUCCGCGAGCAGUCUGCAUCGGCUACCCAAUCAUCGACUCAAGCAAGGCAGAAUGCAAUGAAUGCUGCUGCAGGCAUACCCGCGCAGCCGCAGGCCAACCAUCAGAUGCCGAAUAACAUGCAGCAGACAUAUGGACAUAACCAGCAAGCAUAUCAGAGCAACGCUCAGCUUCCUAACGGGAACGCCACAUACAUGAACGGUGGAGAUAAUGCCAACGCACAAUCUCAGGCACAGAAUCCACAAGCUGCGGCAGCGUAUGCUAACCAGAUACGCCAGCGACAGCAGGCGCAGAUGUUGCGUAUGCAUGGCUCACCCAAUGGCACGCAUGCUCAGCUAAAUGGCAGCCCAGGCAUGGCUCAUGCUAGUCCUAACAUGGCACCUGCAAGCCCGGCGAUGGCCUAUGCUGGCAUGGCUAACGGCCAGAUGGGUCAAGGCGCAAACGGGCGUCCUCCGAGUCGCAACAACGGUAUGCCUGGCGGAGGAUUGCAACGGAUGGGCAGCAAUAACAGUCUUCCUGGAGCUGCAAUGGGAAUGCCGAAUGGUGUGCAAAGCCCUGGCUCUCAAGCAAGUCCUAGGAUGCAAGCAAGUAUGGCCAGGUAG